Porites lobata is the source of this 2745-nucleotide messenger RNA. The record is from the annotation of a GenBank genome assembly. NCBI's taxonomy places the organism in Eukaryota, Metazoa, Cnidaria, Anthozoa, Scleractinia, Poritidae.
AUGGCGACACAACCGGAUGAGCUAUCGAGGUCAAUCGCUUCUGCGGUCUCUAGAGCCGUAGAAAGGGCGGUUGACGAAGCUUUGGCAUCUCUUCCGAGCCUUCCUGGCAAUUCAGGUUUUGCUCCUGCGACACAAGAGGUAUGUAACAUUGAUGUAUCACUGCUAAAGCAUCCCAGUCGCUGCCGGGGUGAUGACCUGUGUGUCGAUGUGAUUAACAAAAACAUCAUUAUUGAUGUCUUCCAAGCGCCUCAUCUAUUUCUUACAUGUUGCACUGCAUCAUUAGUUAAGGGGAUUGCAUGUUAAGCGGAAAGCUAUGACUAUAUUUACGAGGGAAAGAGGACUUUUGGACCUUUCGCUUGUCUGGCGCAUUGCGUGACACAUGCGGCUCAUGGUUAAUACUAUGUUAGUUAAAUUAGAUGUGUUUGCUUCCUUUUUUUAUGUCCUUUUGGUAGCCAUACUAAAAUAACAUACAGUGCAUGAUUGUUUUUAUUUCACAAAGUAAGGCGAGAAACUGAUUUACCUGUCCGACUGGUGGAAAAAUUUACAUGGUAGAAAAAUUAAUUGAAUGAAUUUGAUAAUUCAUCUGUCAUUCAGCAAGAAGAAGCAGUAAGAACCUCGCAAGAUGUGGAAAAUGACGUGGACCAAAUGCCAAGGUAAGUGUGUAUUUCAAAUUUAAUGUUAGUGUUCCUUGAUCCUAAUAAGCCUUUCUUGUAUGUCUCUAAACUUGAAUGUAGUCUAACAUUCUCUAAAAAAACAGUUGCUUCAAUCAAAGGCCCUUUGUACAAGCAGGUAGGGUAAUCAUAGUUCUAGGAUUUCCCCCGCAAGAGGGUAAAAGAUAGCCCGCGUUUACAAGCAAUCUUUCAGAUAUCUGGCUCGUUACGCUUCAGUUAACCUGGUAAAUAAAACACGCAAUCCGUAAUGAUUUUAUUGCCAGAACUUAUUUUCACCUAAAUUACGUAGUUUUGGUUCCACUCAAAUCAUUUCAUUUUCUAAGCUCACUUAGAAUUCCAGACACACAACCUAGUUAUUUUGUUUUAGUUUUGCAUGAAUUUGACGGCAAAACUAUAAACACUUCCCCGACAAAAUUAUUGCGAAAAUUUUGUCCCAAAUUAAAAACCUGUUAUUUGAAUUUUUUUCUAUCCAAAGCAAAACUAAAACAAACUGUUCACUUAUACGAUGUUUCUAAAGUCACAAUUCCUUUGUUUUACCGGUAUUUCUAGCGCUCACCUAAGGCUACCCUAGCGCAAGGGUAACCCUACCUACCUUGUAAACACGUCUGUCACAAAAAAGAAGCGUGGGAGUGCUAGGGUAACCCUCUUGCUAGGGUAACCCUAGCACUAGGGUUAGCCCUACCUCUUGUGAACAGGGCCUAAGGGAGGGACCCUUAAAAAUCGUUGACUAGCACAUGAACUGUUCGCCUUGCAAGUUGUAAAAAAAUCGACAUUUCUUUGGUGUCAGAUCUCCUUUCUUGCCCUUCCCUUUCCCACCCCACCCUCGUCAUAUGUAUCCUGUACCCGUCUUAGGCCAGAAAUGGUCGGCCGAGGAGUACUUGAGGUAUACAUCAAUGGGGGUUCUACUGACAUUACGUUAACUUCUUGCAGAUCCAAAGGGAGGCCAAGAACAGCCAUCGGCAAAGAGCAGUUGGAAGCAUUCUUAAAAUUAAAAAUUCCUCUAUCAGACAUUGCCAGUGCUUUACAUGUCUCUAGACCUACCGUAUAUAAAGCUAUCCGCGAUUACAACAUUAACUACAAGCGGUUUUCAGAUGCCAGUGAGGCUGAGAUUCGUCAAGCAGUCGAAGUCAUUUCGAGAAGCCAUCCGAAUGCUGGAGAAUCGAUGGUUAUGGGUCAUCUGAGGGCUCGCGGUUUCCACGUUCAAAGAUCAAGAGUUAGGAGUGCUAUACACCACAACAACCCAAACGGUCCCAUGUCACGUUUUCAUCCUCCUAUAAGAAGACGCGUUUACUCGGUGCCAUGCCCGAAUUAUGUGUGGCACAUCGACGGAAACCACAAGCUGGUACGAUGGCGAAUGGUGUUGCAUCAUGCCGUUGACGGAUAUAGCCGGCUCGUAGUUUUUGGUGCCUGCUCCACGAACAACAGAGCAAGCACUGUGCUUCAAUUGUAUCAUCAGGCUGUGCGAAAGUAUGGACGUCCCUUUCGUGUGAGAACGGACCACGGCGGAGAAAAUGUGGACGUAUGGCGUGAUAUGAUUCAAGCCUGGGGAGAAGAGGCAAGGUCUGUGAUAGUAGGAAGCUCGGUUCACAACCAGCGCGUUGAACGCCACAACCGAGCUGCCAAUGAGCAAGAAUUGUCUGUUUUUAGAGAAGAGUUCUAUCAACUAGAAAGUGAGGGGCUUCUCGAUCCGCUUAAUGAAACGGACCUUUUUUGUUUGCAUUACGUAUAUCUUCCAAGGAUAAACAGGAGUAUCAGCGAAUUCAUCGCAGCACAUAACAACCACGCCGUUUCCACAGAAAACAAUCAAACUCCUGCUCAGAUGUUUUAUCUUAACCUACCCCUCACCGCGUUCCAUGGGGGAUUUCCCGAGGACAUCACAUGGCGAGGAGUCAGUGUUAAUGAUUUGAUGUCCCCAGAUUUACCUCAUGUCCAAGUUCCCGAGACACGAAAUCCUUUAACUGAGGCGGAUACAGUGGUUCUGCGGAAUACUAUAGAUCCACUGUCCACCAUUAAUGGGAAAGAAUUGUACAUUCAAACACUGCGUUUCGUCGGGAUACGCCUACAACAGAAUUGA